This is a messenger RNA of Lodderomyces beijingensis, 804 nucleotides long. Lineage: Eukaryota; Fungi; Ascomycota; Pichiomycetes; Serinales; Debaryomycetaceae. The record is from the annotation of a GenBank genome assembly.
AUGGAUUUUAUGAAGCCCGAAACUGUAUUAGACUUGGCCAACAUCCGCCAAGCGCUAGUGCGAAUGGAAGACACCAUCGUCUUUGACCUCAUAGAACGAUCGCAGUUCUAUAGUUCGCCAUCAGUGUACGAACCAAAGAAGAUUCCCAUACCGGAAUGGGGGGGAAGUUUCCUCGAAUGGGCGCUAUUGCAGAUGGAGUUGGUGCAUUCGCUGCUUAGGAGAUACGAAGCGCCCGAUGAGACGCCAUUUUACCCGCACUUGAUCAAACGGCCCAUUUUGCCCGCCAUCAACUAUCCCAAGAUCUUGGCUAAAUUCUCGGAUGAAAUCAAUGUUAAUGCGGAGAUUAUGAAGUUUUACGUAGAGGAGAUUGUGCCGCAGGUGAGUUGUAAAGAAGGCGAGCAGAUGGAGAACUUGGGCUCGGCUUCCGUGUGUGACAUUGAGUGUCUUCAAGCGAUUUCGCGAAGAAUACACUUUGGCAAGUUUGUAGCUGAGGCUAAAUACCAGCUGGAUAAGCCAUUGUAUAUCAAGCUUAUACUUGCCCAGGAUAAAAGAGCCAUCGAAGAAUCAAUCACUAACAGUGCUGUCGAAGCAAAGAUCUUGGAAAGAUUGGUUGUCAAGGCGGAAAGCUAUGGGAUUGACCCUUCGCUCAAGUAUAGUCAAAACGUGCAGAAUAAAGUGAAUCCGGAGAUUAUUGCUCAUUUAUAUAAGAAGUGGAUUAUCCCCUUGACGAAGAAAGUGGAAGUUGAUUAUUUGUUGAGGCGAUUACAAGAUGAAGAUGAGGAUUUGGUGAAUCAGUAUAGAUAG